This is a messenger RNA of Capsicum annuum, 5124 nucleotides long. RefSeq lists its product as uncharacterized. NCBI's taxonomy places the organism in Eukaryota, Viridiplantae, Streptophyta, Magnoliopsida, Solanales, Solanaceae. The coding region runs from base 1331 to 2245 and encodes 304 amino acids. The transcript has 6 exons. The record is from RefSeq and is a predicted model, not a curated record.
UUUCCUAACGAUUUGCAAUUGAGAAUUUGAGGUCGAAUUUCUUUCGUGACACCAAAAGUAAUUUUGAUUAGUUUUUACUUAAAAUUUUUAGUUUGAGGUUUACGUUAUUGCUGUUCUGGAGUAACUGAUUAUUUGAUUUUUGUGUAAAUCAGUUUCUAGGGUUUGGGAUUUUGUGCAAUUUGUUUGAUUGCAGUUAAUGUUUUUGAAUUUGAGGUCAAAUUGGCGACUUUUUGUUUAAAUUGAUAACUGGAGUUUGGAAUUCCUUUUUAUCUGAAGUUUAAAUUGAUAGUAUCUGCUCUCACUUGACACUUCGACUACGUUUUAUCUUCUCUCCAGUAUUUGGGUUUAUGGGUUCUGGAUUCUAAAAAAGACAACCCACUAGCAUCUAGAUAAGUUAUUUUAUACCUAUUAAGUGAAUUUUCAAACACAAAUACCUAUAGAUAGGCUUGCAGCUCUGCCCCUUCUUUGCCACCCAUGAAUGUGAAUUAUUCAGUCUAUUUUUGUUUAAUGCUAGUUUCAGCUUAAGACAUGUAAAUAUAUUUCUGUUUUUUCUUCUGUUUUAUAUAUAACCUCUAGUGCUUAUUAUAUAACCUCUAGUGCUUUAUGUUUUUAUUUUUAUGUAAUAUCGACUAAGAUAAACUUAAAGGAAACGACAUGAUCCAUGAACAUUCAUUUAAUUAGUUGAUAUAAACAUGCAUGUAACAUUACUACAACAACAACAAUGUGCCCAGUGUAUAUACCUGCUGAAAAAGCUUUACAGCAACAACUACUUUUAGAUUUCUCUUAAACUUUGUUUUCUGUGGCUAAUAAUGAUGAUGCUUUCUUGUAUCUCACUCUUGUGAAUAAAUAUACCUGUUGUUUGUUGGUUAUGAGUACUCUUCUGAGUUUACAAUAGGUAGUUAUGUUGUCUGCUUUGAGAUGGAAGUGUCAUGCCUUUUAAGUAUCAUGUAAGAGCUACUUUGUUAGUGUCGAAAUCUAAAGGAAUAAGUGUACCCUUUAUGCCAUCGACUGACUUGUAUGACGAGGUUUUAUGAGGAGCAUUAGUACAUAAAUUCACCUUUUAAGCACCCUCUCCUCCUCUUUUGAGACUUUCUAAACUUCAUUUACUUAAAUCUUGAAUGAUGGUUUGCCUUCACUGUUGAGACAUCUGUAUUGAUUGAAUUAGCGUUGUUGCUUUUGGGGUUUAUUUGACAAUCUUUGUUCUGAUGAACUUUAGAGUUAUUAUUGAAUUUGAUCUAAUUUUAAACAUUUGCCUUACUGAUAGAGUUGAAUUUAUAGCCUUUGGGGUUUAUAAUUUUCUCUGUUAUUAUUGUUUGGCGUUCUUGUGUAGAUGGAAAACAUAGAUAGUACAUGGAUGUAUAAUAGAACUUAUCAUAAUCGUGUGGGGUUGAGGGCGGAAUAUAAAGCUGGGGUAGCUGGAUUUAUUGCUAAAGCAAUGACACUUGAUGAUUUUCUUACUGAAGGGAAAAUUAGUUGUCCUUGUUGGAAUUGCAAGGGUUGCAAGUUAUUGAGUCCAGAUGAUGUUACAUUACAUCUUUAUAAGAAGGGUUUUAUGGUGAAUUAUACUGUGUGGACAGCUCAUGGAGAAAGUAGUGAUGCUAAUAAUUUUGCUUUUCAGAAUUAUGUUGAAAGUCUAAUGAGAGAGAAUAAUGUUGAAAGUUCACGAUAUAGUGAGAUGGUAAGGGAUGCUUUUGGGACAUAUUCAGGGGCACAAAAUGAACCAAAUGAGGAGACUAAGCACUUUUGUGAACAGUUGGAGGAAGCUAGUCAUCCAUUGUAUGAAGGAUCAACGCAUUCCAAGUUAUCUAUUGUCGUUCGGUUACUGAGUAUUAAGUCAGAUUAUUCUAUUUCUCAAGAGGGCAUGAAUUCUAUCAUUGGACUUAUGAAUGAACUUAACCCAAAUGAACUUGACUUACCCAAAGAUUUCUACACAACAAAGAAAUUGGUUUCUAAGUUAGGACUUUCAUCAGAGAGGAUUCACUAUUGGGAGAAAGGUUGCAUGUUAUUCUAUAAGGAAGAUGCAAAUUUAGAACAUUGCAAAUUUUGUAACCAGCCUCUCUAUAAGGAAGUCACAUAUGCCAAAGGGAAGAAGGUUCCUUUGAAGUCAAUGCAUUACUUACCCCUUAUACCACGGUUAAAGAGGUUGUAUGCAUCAAUGAGCUCUGCCCCUCACAUGAGAUGGCAUUAUGAAAAUAAAAGACCACCUAGUGUUUUAUGUCACCCGUCAGAUGGAGAAGCAUUUUGAUAGUGUGUAUCCAAAUUUUGCUAGUGAACAAAGAAACAUUAGGUUAGGAUUAUCUACCGAUGGAUUCACUCUAUUUUCUGUCUCAGCUACACCAUGUUCAUGUUGGCCAGUGUUUGUGACUCCUUAUAAUCUCCCACCUGAACUGUGUAUGAAAAGUCCGUAUAUAUUUCUGACUUGCAUUAUUCUGGGUCCUCGCAAUCCAAAAGUUUUUAUUGAUGUAUAUCUGCAACCAUUGAUUGAUGAAUUGAACUUAUUGUGGCAUGAAGGUGUGAAAGCAUAUGAUGUAUCAAUGAAACAAAACUUUAGAUUGCGUGCUUCUUUGAUGUGGACUAUAAAUGACUUUCCUGCUUAUGGAAUGUUGUCUGGGUGGUCAACUGUGGGUAAGUUAGCUUGCCCUUGUUGUAUGGAAGACACAAAAGCAUUCAUUUUGAAACGUGGGGGGAAAUUCAUGGUUUGACUAUCACCGUUGAUUUUUGCCAACGCAACAUGAGUUUAGGAGGAAUACUAGUGAUUUUAUGAAGAAUAAGUCUGAUUUUGAGGAGCCAUCACCAAUCUUGUCGAGAGAAGAAAUUUGGAAUAGAGUGAGAAAUCUGCCUAAGGUAACAGAGUUUCCACCAUUCAGGAUACCUGGUUAUGGUGUUACAUAUAACUGGACUAAAUGAAGCAUAUUCUGGAAGUUAGAUUACUGGAAGGACUAUCUUCUACCUCAUAAUCUUGAUGCCAUGCAUAUUGAGAAAAACUUCUUUGAGAACUUGUUUAAUACUGUGAUGGAUGUAAGUAACAAAACAAAAGAUAACUUGAAGGCCAGGAUGGACUUAAAGGAGUAUUGUCGGCGCAAUAAGUUAUACCUGACAUACUUAAACAAUAAGAUUCAGAAGCCCAAGACCAGUUACACAUUCACUUUGGAUGAUAGAAGAGUGAUUUAUGAUUGGGUUAAGAAUUUGAGAAUGCCAGAUAGAUAUGCUUCAAAUUUAUCCAGGUGCGUUGACAUGAAGGAAGGGAAGUUGACCUCUAUGAAGAGCCAUGACUGUCACAUUUUCAUAGAGUCACUGAUGCCAAUUGCAUUCAGUGCAUUACCCGAUAGAAUAUGGAAGCCCAUAACAGAGAUAAGCUUCUUUUUCAAAGAUUUAUGUUCUAACACUUUAAAGGAGGAGAAUCUAUCUUUGAUGGAUAUCAAUAUUCGCUUAAACUUAAACAAGUUGGCAAAAAAUUUUCCUCCUGGUUUUUUUGAUGUUAUGGAGCAUCUUUCAAUUUACCUUGUGCGUGAGGUACGACUUGGAAGGCCUGUUCAGUGUAGAUGGACGUAUCCCUUUGAGAGGUAUUAACUUUUAACAUUUACUUUCAUGUGUUAUAAUUGAACAUUAUUUCAUCUAAAAGAUCAUACUAUGCAGGACUAUUGGCAAAUAUAAGCGGACCAUAAAAAAUAGAUCUCGAAUUGAGGGAUCAAUAUCUGAGGCUUAUUUGUCUAAAGAGGCCUCUUAUUUUUGUUCAUAUUAUUUUGAACAUGAUAUACCAUGUCUGAGAAACCGACCUAAUAGGCAUGAUGAUGGAGACAAUAUAGAUCUUUCAGCACCACCAUUUUCAAUAUUCAAUCAGCCAGGUAAAGGAAGUCCGAAAGUUGGUCCACUUUGAUAUUUGAAUGAAGUGGAGCUUAAGUUAGCUACAACACAUGUAUUAUUAAAUUUUUCCGAGGUCCUGCCUUUUUAUAACUACUUCGUGGCUUUACACGGGGAUGCUGCUCUUUAUGCUAUGUUUUCAGUGUGGUUUAGAGAAUAUUCUUCAUUGGAGCUUGAUUAUAAUUUGUGUACCAGAUAAAAAAGACCAACUGGGGCUAGUUUUACUUUACUUGGAUUCAUUAAGGCUCCACUGCAGCAAGACCUUUUUUUCUAUCGUAAGAAAGUGGCUCGUAAAGAAAAUCAAUGGCAUCAAAAGGUAAUGUUAAUGGACGACGUAAGAAAAGUAAGAAAGGUAUUGAUAAUGUUGCAAUAGGUCAAUAUACCGUACCACCACCACCGCCAUCACCACCACCUGUUACCACAACUUUUCAACCAACUACUACAAAUAUUCCUCCCCCUCCUACAUGCAAUAUUUCACUACCAAAUGCCUUUUUCAUGCCUCUACCAUCUGACCAGUUCCACACCUCUUCAUCCCAAAAUAGUCUACAUAGUAGCUCUUCAUCUGUGCCUUCGACAUCAUCCGCACCAAGCCUUUUUGGAUUGAGAGUUGGAGGUCCUAACAUACCAACAUCGCCAUCCAUGGACAGUUCCACAAUCUUGGGAGGCUACGAAUCGUCCCUUAUCGUGAUGGGUUCAUUCCUCAAUAUGCUGGCGCACAUAUGGUUAUAGAAGCAAUUAAACCAUUUUUCAAUGAGUCGUGGAAUAGUUGGUCACAGAUUCCAUAAAAAACUAGAAUUGUUAUGUGGAAACAGUUUUUGAUAAAGUGUACAUGGAGUGAUUGUCAUGAUAAUGAAGUAGACCGUAUUUUUCAAUUGAAAGCAGCUCUACGGAUCAAAGAACACUUGUAUGAGGCCCAGAAUAAAUUGGUAAAACCUAGUUGGUUGAAUGAUGAAGUGUGGUCUAAGUUCUUGAUAUUAUGGGAUACUCCUGAAUAUAAGGCGAAGAGGGAACGGGGAAAGGAAAAUCGAGUCUCUGAAACGGGUGGCUCGCGGCACACCAGAGGUUCGAUGAGUUUCGCUACCCACCAAAGAAGACUGGUGCUAUUAUUGUCUAACCUCCUUUUAUCCACCUGAUUAACUUUUUGCUUCCAUCAUUUUUAUUUUCAAAUUUCUUGUGUGGAGUCUGUUGAAAAACUUCAAAAAAUAGAUCUUCUUUUUCAAUAUAUCAAUAAAAGGACCAUGAUGUAUAUAAUAUUUAUAAUCA